This is a messenger RNA of Cricetulus griseus (Chinese hamster), 2265 nucleotides long. Lineage: Eukaryota; Metazoa; Chordata; Mammalia; Rodentia; Cricetidae. The record is from RefSeq and is a predicted model, not a curated record.
AUGAACACCAAAGAUUUUGUAGUUAUACCCUGGGGAAAACCUGGAAAUUCUAUAAAACUAAAAUAUAAACAUGCUCAAGAACUGCAAAUGGAGAAAAUUCAGCUAGAACUAGAGAACCAAAAGAUGGAACAGACAUUACGAGAAUUCCAAUCCACAUGGAACAAGGGAAAGGAAGAAAUUAAGUCAGGUGGGUAUCACUGGAAAUCUGGAAGUGUGGGCAAGUUUGGUAACAAGUCACAUAUAACAUCACAAAGGAAAGCGAAUGCUACUAAGUUCCCUGCUGGAAAUGUGAAAUUAAAGUUACUAAAGGAACAGAUUAAAGAACCAGCAAAACAAAUAGUUAAUUACAAAAUGGCUCAAUCUUCUGAAAGUGAAAAACCCAAGACUAAAAAGAAAUUUUGUGGACAGUGUGAGAUCAAAGCUGCUCUCCUUGUAUGCCUGGAAUGUGGUGAAGAUUAUUGCUCAGGAUGCUUUGCUAAAAUGCACCAGAAGGGGGCACUGAAGUUCCACAGAACAACUCUUUUACAGGCAAAGUCUCAAAUCUUAUCCAAUGUGCUAGAUGUUGCUCAUCGAUUUAUAAAAGAACCAAUUCCACCCAGUGAAGGGAAUAGUUCUGUGGAAACAUCCACUAAAAGUCAACAGAAACCCAAAGCCCGACUUCUUCAGGAGAAGAGCUCUGAGGUAGAAACUACAGAAGCAGAAGGAGGAAAAGGUACAAACCCCCUGUAUGAAAUGCCUUUUGAUGAAGAAGCAUCUGCCCAGUCCUUUCGGGAAGCCUUAACUCAGUGGCGAGCUGGACAACAGAAAGAAAACAAACAACAGGACUCACAUGCAAAAAAACCAGACUCAGUGGAAGAAUGUGAAGUACAAACUAAUUUGAAAAUUUGGUCUGAACCAAUUAAUAUUGAAUUUACAGAAGACAGUCUGUCAUACAUGGAAAAAUUAUGGCUUAAAAAACACAGAAGAACUCCACAGGAACAACUUCGGAACAUACUACCAAAUACUUCCCAUGAAGCUACAAUGGAGAAACAGUGCUCUCAGAAUGAAAGUAAUGAUGAUAGUGAUGUUGAAGAGAUUAAAGUACAAUAUCCACCUCUUUUUAUGCCAGUAGAAAAAGAGAAUAUAGAGAGACCUCCACCAUCACUAACAAUAGUAGAAUUGGAUGGCACUCAUGAAGCAGAAUUUGAAGAACCAGGAAAUGCUGUGCCUUACAGAGUUCAACUAGCUGAUUCAGAGAGUCAAUUCAGUUCUACAUUUCCUGAUUAUCAGAAUUGUUUUCCACGUGAAAAUGGCAUCCAUCAACAUCUUGUUUUCAACAAGGGAAAAACAGACCUCUUAAGUCUUUGUUUGAGAACUGAUUCUACAUACCACAGAGAUGAAUUAAAGGAUUUUGGCAACACUGUGGACACUGAUACUUACUCUCAUGAGUCCAAACAAAUAGGAGAAAUCAGCUCUUUGGAACAAAAUGUAAUAGAAAAAAAUAUAGACCCAGGAAACAAUCAAAAUUCUGGUGACUCCUCCUGCAUGUUAUUUUGGAGAAGGGCUUCCUUUCCAACUGCAGAUUUAGAUACAUCUUUCUUGGAGGAGAAUUCAUCGCAAGACACCAGCACAUCCUUGGGAUGCAGCAAUCCAAAAGAGAAACCAAACUUGGAAGAUUCAAAAACCACAAAGUCACAUCUGUUGUUACAAGACAUAGCCCUCAGAAAAAAACCUGUAAAUGAACCAUAUCAAGGACUUGAGAAGUUCUUUACCCCUGGUAAGAAUGAAAGACUCCACUCUUCUCCCUCACCAAACCUAAGAGGCAGCCAUUCCUGUUCCACGAUAACGUUCACAGCAGACAAAGUGUGGAUCCCAGACAGCAGCUUAAGUGAGCAUGCUGGUAGUACAGUUGCUUUGUGUGAUCUGCAGAGUGAUGGAAAUCCACUUCCAAAUAUGCAACAGCAAAAGACAGGCCAGAAAACACGGAGACCUUCAACAGUGAACUUGCCUGUGUCCAACUCUGCUCGAAAAGGUUCCAGCUGCUGUUUGUCCUCUUGUCCCCGUUCAAGGAGUGCAGCUGCUCAUUCCCUAUCCAGAGCUGCUUCUGAAAUCUCAGAAAUUGAGUACAUUGAUGUCACGGACCAGAACGAGCCUCUCUUAGAUUACACGGAAGAUCAACAAACCUUAGACAGUUUGGAGAAAGAAUUGAAAGUGCUGAGAAAUCUUUCUGGGAACCUAUUUUCUUUAGUUGGAUCUUCAACAGUGUAUUUCCAAUAUGUCCUUCAG